Molecule: messenger RNA, 1154 nt
Organism: Prorocentrum cordatum
Lineage: Eukaryota; Dinophyceae; Prorocentrales; Prorocentraceae
Source: the annotation of a GenBank genome assembly
CGCGCCCGAGGCGGGCCGCGCGGCGGCCCGCCGCCCGCAGGGCGCCACGCCCUGGGCCGCCCGGCGGCCGGCGUCGCUGCAGGAUCGGAGCAACUACUCCGACGAAGGGUCUCUGGCGUGCCGCGCGUCCACGCAUGCGCCGAAGGACCUCUGCCCCGCGUCAUGCCCGUACGCCGCACAGGACGCGGAAGUGCCGUGCAACUUCUACUGCGUGGCGAAGUCCGACUGCGGUGUGUUCCCCACCAUGAACGGGGAGGAGGUGGCGGACGCGGAGCUGAAGGUGUGCCGUAAGUGCCAGGUGGACGGCUGCGAGAAGUGCGCUGGGGACGGCGGGGACCACUGCGAGGUAUGUGACUCUGGGUUCGAGCUGGACUCCACCACGCGACAGUGCAUCAGCACAGGCGUCAAGCUUCACCUCCCAGCCGUCGGCGCGGGUGUCAUUCUUGGGCUGGUCGUCCUGCUGCUGAUCUGGUACGUUGAUCUCUUCCUGCGGCCCCCCGACAAUUCGGAGAUCCUGAAAAAGGCCAUGGAGCACCGGGAACAGCUGAAGAUCCGAAACGAGGACGGCGUAGAGCGUCCGGCGCUGCCCGUGUGGGAGGGCUGGUGGUGGAAGACGAGCGUCCACGAGGAUUUGCGGGUCGGCGGCCCCGGGUUCCUGCUGCACAUGGACUUCCAGCUGUUCCUGCUGGCCUGGGCCUUCCUCGCGGCCCUGGGCUGGCUCGUGUUCGGCCUGGUCGAGCCCACGGCGUUCACCAUCGGCCUGCGCGAGACCACGACGUCGCUGCAGCUGUGCAGCGCCGUGCACAACGGCCGGCUCGAGCGGGACGCCCUCCUGGAGAGCAAGACCCUGUUUGUGGGGAUCUUCUACGUGGCCAGCGUGGUGGCGUUCCUGGCGUUCGCGGCUCGGCAGCAGCGCAAGUUCGUGCGGCUGGACGACGGGGACGACUCGCUGAUGGACUACGCCGCCUUCUGCAAGGGAUUUCCCGCCGGAGACAAGGGCGCCGGCAUUGAGGAGGAGUACGAGAGCUUCUUCAAGCAGGUCCCCGGUGAGGACCUCGUCGGGGCGAGUGUGUGCUGUGACCACCCGGACUCCGUGUAACUGUUCGCAAGCGAGAGCCCCAUUUUGAAAAGGAACCGCCCUCCAUCCAUGCAGC